AUGUCUACAUCUGGUCAGCGUUUUGCUGCAGCCAAUGAUGAAGCUAUUCUGGAAGUACGAAAUAAAGUUGGGUUGAUAACGCUAAAUCGACCCAAGGCAUUAAAUGUGUUAAGCUUAAAUAUGAUCAAUACUAUUUAUCCCAUUAUGAUGGAAUGGGAUAAAGAUCCUAAUGUCCAGGUAAUAGUUAUGAAAGGUGCUGGCGAGAAAGCUUUUUGUGCUGGUGGUGAUGUUAAAUCCCUCGUUGGCAAUCGGCCCCUAAGCAGGGAGUUCUUUCCUACAGAAUAUCGUUUGAAUAACUUAAUUGGCAUUUUGAAGACUCCUUAUGUAGCCUUUAUCGAUGGAAUAACUAUGGGUGGUGGUAUUGGUUUGUCAGUUCACGGCCGCUAUCGUGUUGCAACAGAACGUACAUUAUUUGCUAUGCCCGAAACAGCUUUGGGUCUACAUCCGGAUGUAGGAGGAUCGUACUUUUUACCACGGUUGGAAGGCAACUUGGGCAUGUAUUUCGCUCUCACUGGGCAAAGAAUGAAAGGUAGAGAUGUGUAUUUUACUGGAAUUGCUACUCAUUAUGUUGGGUCACAAGAUAUUAACGAAUUAGAAUCAAAACUUAUCAAUCAACCAAGUAUUACAAAUGAUGUGGUUCAAGAGAUUCUUGAUCAGUAUCAUAAGAAGCACGAGGGUGGAGAAUUCUCAUUUGCUCAGCAUAUGGACAAAAUUAACGAAUGCUUCAAAGGAGAAACUAUAGAAGAAAUAUUUACUCUAUUAGAAAAAGAUGGCUCAGAGUGGGCUAUGAAAUGCCUCAACCAUUGUCGUAAGAUGUCACCUAGUUCAAUGAAAGUAACUAUUCGUGCACUGCAGGAAGGAGCUAAAGCGCCUUCCUUAGCUGAUGCGUUGUUAACAGAAAAUCGCAUUUGUCAGAGAAUGAUGGAAACAAAAGAUUUCUAUGAAGGAGUUAGAGCUAUAUUAAUCGAUCGUGAUAAUAAUCCAAAGUGGGAUCCUGCAACGUUUGAAGAAGUGACUGAUGAAAUGGUCGAUGCUCAUUUUCAACCUACUAGUGACGGAGAUGUAAUAUUGCCAAAGCAGUGA
Trichoplax adhaerens is the source of this 1083-nucleotide messenger RNA. RefSeq lists its product as uncharacterized. Lineage: Eukaryota; Metazoa; Placozoa; Uniplacotomia; Trichoplacea; Trichoplacidae. Gene Ontology annotation, biological process: L-valine catabolic process. The transcript is spliced from 4 exons. The coding region runs from base 1 to 1083 and encodes 360 amino acids. Gene Ontology annotation, cellular component: mitochondrion. Gene Ontology annotation, molecular function: 3-hydroxyisobutyryl-CoA hydrolase activity. The record is from RefSeq and is a predicted model, not a curated record.